Condylostylus longicornis is the source of this 1350-nucleotide messenger RNA. RefSeq lists its product as uncharacterized. The transcript is spliced from 3 exons. Lineage: Eukaryota; Metazoa; Arthropoda; Insecta; Diptera; Dolichopodidae. The coding region runs from base 1 to 1350 and encodes 449 amino acids. The record is from RefSeq and is a predicted model, not a curated record.
AUGUUUGGCUCAGCAGGUGCUUCAAAUCUCUUCGGAGGCACGCAGCAGCCGAGUGGGGGAUCUUUGUUCGGAGCGUCAUCUAAUCAGUCAAAUGUUUUUGGAGCCGCUUCCGCAGCAAGCACUGGUGGGCUUUUCGGUUCUACACCAGCGAGCGGCGGUGCACAACAAACUCAAGGUGCGUUCGGAGGGUCAGGAAGUCUCUUCGGCGGCUCUGCGCCUGCUCAGUCAACUCAGCAAGCCCCUGGGCUUUUUGGAGGGCCGUCCAAUCCGCCCGCAACUGGCGGGAUUUUCGGUGCGCAAACACCCAAACCGUCUGGUGGAUUAUUCGGUGCUGUUGAGGCACCAAAACCCGCCACGGGACUCCUCGGCGCUGAAACGAAAGCACCCCCUACAAGCACGUUAUUCGGCGGAGUCAAGGAUGCUUCAGCGAAACGAAGUUUGUUCGGUGGAGCAGAAGUGCCACCGUCGGCACCUUCUCCCUUUGGCGCUGUAGAAACUAAGCCCUCUGCUACUCCAAGCCUGUUUGGAACGUUGGGAAAGGUGAUUAGCUUGUCAUUGGGGGCGGAAUCGGAUUCGUUUUGUUCUCAGGAUGUGCCACAAGGCGGUGGUCUUUUCGGUGCAACUACGCCACUUCAGUCUGACCCCAAGGAUCAAGCUAAACAGCAGCCAAAUGUCUCUCUGUUUGGGUCCACGUCUAACCAGUCGAAUCUUUUUGGAGCUACCAGCACAACAAGUGCUCCAACUACAAGCGCGCCCGCAACAAGCACUGGUGGUGGCCUUUUCGGUUCUGCACCAGCGAGUGGCGAUGCACAGCAAACUCAACAGCAAACUCAACAGCAAACUCAAGGUGCGUUCGGAGGGUCGGGAAGCCUCUUUAGCUCCGCGCCUUCUCAAGCAACUCAACAAGCGCCUGGACUCUUUGGAGGGUCGUCAAAUCCGCCCGCAGCUGGCGGGAUCUUUGGGGCUAAAUCGGCCAAACCAUCUGGUGGCUUAUUCGGCGCCAGUGAGGAAACAAAACCCGCCACGGGACUUUUCGGCGCUGAAGCGAAACCAGCAGCAGAAGUUGGGAAAGGGUCAACCACCAGCACUCUGUUCGGCAAAGAUGCAACAGCGAAACCAAGUUUAUUCGGGGCAGCAGAAGCUCCAACAUCUGCAACUCCAGCAGUGCGCUCCUUUGGUACUCCUGGCGAAACAAAGACACCCGCUACCCCAAACCUUCUUGGGGCAUCCCCCGGAAAGGUAAUCAGCUGCUGGUUGAUGGCGUUAUCGGAACCGUUUUUGCUCUCAGGACCCUGGCGUAGCACAAGCCAGUACUCUUUUCUCUGGAAGUACGGGAAUUCAUUAUGUUGA